Nematolebias whitei (Rio pearlfish) is the source of this 1253-nucleotide messenger RNA. RefSeq lists its product as uncharacterized. Lineage: Eukaryota; Metazoa; Chordata; Actinopteri; Cyprinodontiformes; Rivulidae. The coding region runs from base 163 to 717 and encodes 184 amino acids. The transcript is spliced from 7 exons. The record is from RefSeq and is a predicted model, not a curated record.
AGAAAGCUGAAGCUGCUGGGUGGAACAACAUCUGGAAGUGUUCGAUCAUCUGGUUGUUUUUUUGUCACCGCUCUGAGGUUUUACAAAUUCAGAUGUCAACAACGUCAACAAGCUGCUAAUAAACUUCUGGAUGUUCUGACACAACAUUGUUGGAGUUGCACGAUGUCUGCUGAGCUUCUACCCAUCAGUGAGCCACAUGGGAACAAUGAAGCUCACGGGGAAAUCCCAGUGGGAGGUAGCAAACCCUUACACCGCUUCUUAAAAGGGCAACCCAAGAUUACUGGCACCAUUGUGCUGAUCAUGGGUGCGAGCUUUGUCGUUGUUUCUGCUGCCAUCACCACGGGUCACUGGAGGGGCUACAUGUGGGCAGUCAUCCCACCUAGCAUAUUCCUGGGAGUACUGUUCAUUGUAAGCGGGAUUCUGUAUAUUCUGACAGCGCACAACCUCACAAAGAAAACAGUGACCAUAUCUUUGGCUCUGAGCAUUGUGACCAUCCUGGGGGCAUGUUGGAGUUUUAUCCGCAUCCUGGGAGACCUCCACUUUUAUAUUGACAUGCAUGAGUAUGAAGUGAUGGGUAUGACCAUAGAAGUGGUGGUUCUGGUCUACAUUGUUGUUGGCACAGUGAUUUUUAUCAUCAUGUCAGUGUUCGCAGGGGUUGCUCUGCGCUCCACAAAAACUCAGGCUGUUGUAGUGGUGAAUAUGACACCAGUGGAAUGACAAGUACAAGAAGAAGAUCUGAAAUUAAGCAGCAAGAAAAAAAAACAAUACAAACAUGUGUCUGUUUAGUUGUAGAUUGCUAAAUAUGAACCACUUUUCUUUAUUGUAUACACAACUAAUGCUACUGAAGUGUAUAUGGUGUGCUGUUAGUUCAGCUACAACCAUGUAACCUCAUAACACUUAACUGUUUUUACAUCUGCGCUCAGAAUCAACAAACUUUACUCCCAGCACAUGUAGUUAACUGCAGCCUGUAGUUAAACAACCUUUGUCCUCUUGUUAUUUGCAGUGCAUGUGAACGUUUGAAGCAGCCCCGUUACUAAAGGAAACAAUUAAACUGAGGGAACACUGACAGUGUAAAGUGAACGUGAAUCAUAACUUGGCAUUUUACUCAUUGUACAUGUAAUGAUACAGUUUAUUGCUUACAGAUAAUUCACACUUAUUUGUUGUUGUUUGUUGUUUUCCUAUUUUAAUAAAAUACAUCUGGUAAUUGUCAGGAUUCUAGGUCUUUGAUCAUGGGUCAAAAACUAUUAACUAAA